Messenger RNA from Scleropages formosus (Asian bonytongue), 2515 nucleotides. RefSeq names its product galactosylgalactosylxylosylprotein 3-beta-glucuronosyltransferase 2-like. Gene Ontology annotation, cellular component: Golgi membrane. Gene Ontology annotation, biological process: chondroitin sulfate proteoglycan biosynthetic process; carbohydrate metabolic process. The record is from RefSeq and is a predicted model, not a curated record. NCBI's taxonomy places the organism in Eukaryota, Metazoa, Chordata, Actinopteri, Osteoglossiformes, Osteoglossidae. Bases 1151 to 2065 code for a protein of 304 amino acids. The transcript is spliced from 4 exons. Gene Ontology annotation, molecular function: galactosylgalactosylxylosylprotein 3-beta-glucuronosyltransferase activity.
CACACACACACUGCCGCUCUGAGGUUUCUUUCCUACAACAAAACACUGCAGCUCAGUGUGUGACGUCACGUGUGUUACUGCAGCGAACACAGUUACACACCGACCCUCUUAAUCACGGCGUUUCACAGAUACGAUGAGGAUGAUGAUGAGGAAGAGGAGGAGGAGGAGGAGGAUGAUAUCACUCUGUCAUCCUUUCUUCUGUAAAGAGCAGCUGCAUAAGCACAAGCAUCUGUACAACCGCGUAUGAAUUAUUAAUAACGAUCACUCAUAAUGAUGCGCCCGGUGUGUUUGCUGUGUAGUAGAUGGUAUUUUGUGUGAUGUGACAAUUUCAGUUUUUCUGUUACUUCCAUUAUUUUUAAAUAAAAAAUACAGUGACUUUUUCCUGCCACCUGUGUCCCUUAUAUUUCCACGCGAACCCAGUCCCACAUAAUAUAAUCUAAUAUAAUCUGAAAAAGGACCACGUGAACCGCGCGGUCCAGGUCUCCAAUGAGAAGCGACGUCGCGUGCAGCGGUCCGGGGGAUGCGCUCCCCCCACGCCGACAGAGGACUCCGCUGGAUCCUCCAGGUCUCCGCGGACACGGACGUUUUCCACACAGGCUACACAACAAAGCCAAAGGCGCCCCCCCGCCCCCCUUCCCCUGCCCCCCCCCUCUCUCUCCAUCUCUCUGUGUCUCUGCAGAUCGCGCGUGGGGGUCCCCCGGUCCACGGCUGCCGCAGACAGUCGGAGAUCCGCUUCUUCGCCGCACAAACAAGUGACACACGUGCCACAUUAAUAAGGGUGUGCGCGCUCCCGACAGAACUUUGCACGGAGCUGCGAGGGACACGAGCACUCAAGUGGUGAAAAGUGGCACGAGGAAUUAAAGAGCGACCGCAGUGGAAUCGGGCGCGAUGGGACGAGAGCCUCGCGCUGCUGCUGAUGCUGCGGGUCCGAAGCGCGCAGAGUCGCCAUGGAUGGAUGAAGAGACGCCGAACAAAACGACGUCGUUGAUGGUGGAGGGACGAUAAUGACGCAAUAUUGAUAAAGGGAGCACAAAAAUAAAGGGACACCGAUGAAGGGACGAUAAUAAAUUAUACGAACGGGAUAUUAAAAUUAUCAUUGAAAAUAAUAAGCCUUAGGGACAUUGAUGAAGGGACCCCGCGGCUUCGCACCAUGAAGUCUCUCUUCUACAGUCGCUUCUUCAUCCUGCUGCCCUGGGCUCUGAUCGUCAUCAUCGUGAUCGACAUCGACACCAAGAGGACGUCCGUACGCGACGCGCGGCACGUGCCGCCGCCCCGCGAGGGGGGCGCGCAGGGCUCCCGCCGCACCGCUCGGACCGCGGCCAACCGGACCGCCCUGCCGGUCAUCUACGCCGUCACCCCCACGUACACGCGCGCCGUGCAAAAGGCGGAGCUCACGCGCCUGUCCAACACCUUCCGCCAGGUGCCCGACUUCCACUGGAUCGUGGUGGAAGACGCGGGCGCGCGCACGGAGCUCGUGUCCCGCCUGCUGGCGCGCUCCGGCGUGCUGCACACGCACCUGCACGCGCUCACGCCGCGCAGGUACAAGCGCAGCGGCAUGCCUCGCGCCACCGAGCAGAGGAACGCGGCGCUAGGCUGGCUGCGCGCGCACCGCUCGCGGAGGACCCGCGGUGUGGUCUUCUUCGCCGACGACGACAACACGUACAGCCUGGAGCUCUUCGAGGAGAUGCGGUCCACUCGGCGCGUGUCAGUGUGGCCCGUGGGGCUGGUGGGCGGGCGACGGUACGAGCGCCCCCUGGUGGAGAAGGGCAGAGUGGUGGGCUGGUACACUGGCUGGAGGGCGGACCGACCCUUCGCCAUCGACAUGGCAGGCUUCGCCGUGAACCUCCAGGUAAUCCUGGCCAAUCCCAGAGCCGUCUUCAAGCGCAGGGGCUCCCAGCCGGGGAUGCAGGAGUCCGACUUUCUCAAGCAGAUCACCAGGGUGGAGGAACUCGAACCCAAGGCAGGGAACUGCACCCAGGUCCUGGUGUGGCACACCCGCACGGAGAAAGUGAACCUGGGCAAUGAGCCGAAGCGCCGGCAGGACACAGUUCUGAUCGAGGUGUAAGAGGUGGGGCCUCAGGGCCCGAGGGGUCACUGCAGUCAUGCGUUCUGGGACGCGGCACAAACAGGCUUCUGGAUGCGGCCCAUCCGCCCCCUGUCCUGCCUCAGUUCCGCAGUCCGACUGGCCGGCGGGGGCCCCCGCCCCGCAGCAUGGUGGAGCUGCAUCCUGUCUGGGAGUCUGCCCGCCCCAGGGUCCACCCCCCUCGUGGCAGCGCUGUGCAUCUCUGCACUUUCCAUAUUCAAGGGAACAAAGGGGAGAGAUGAACUCAAAGGUCCAACUGAAGAGGGACAGAAACCAAUUUACAUUAAAGGACUGAUGAGAGAAGGAGAACAACUCAGUUCCUGGCUGUUUUGCUAUGUGAUACCAACACACACACACACACACACACAGUUUCUUUGCAUGAAUAGUGGAAGCAAGAACAUUGAUCUGGAAGCAAACCUGAAAGCCGAGGUG